Molecule: messenger RNA, 3660 nt
Organism: Zea mays
Lineage: Eukaryota; Viridiplantae; Streptophyta; Magnoliopsida; Poales; Poaceae
Product: putative replication protein
Exons: 13
Coding region: 1499-3202 (567 amino acids)
Source: RefSeq, a predicted model, not a curated record
GCAGAUCAACGGUCACAAGACCUUCUUCCUCCCCCAGUCAGCACAGGCGGCGGCGCCAAAACUCCCACGGCGGCGACCGAUGAGCCCCACCAGACCAGCCUCCUGGAGCGCGAUACUUUAUCCCAGAAGUCUCUACCCGAAAAAGAGGCUAUGGUGAACUUGAGAUCACUGGUCUUACCGUACAUGGCGGGGCAGUGGAGCUGCCCACGGCGUGGAGCUACCGGCGGCGACAGUCUCACGACGAUGAGCAUCUCAGGGCACACCCAGGUCCAAUCCUUCCUCCCGAAGCUAUGAGUACAUUCCCGGGGACCCGAUGAAGCCCACAGAUCCGUCUGCGCGCGCAGAAGGAACACCAAGCAGUGAUCCCCCAAUCUCUUCUCUCUCUUCUUCGUUACGCGCUCUCAGGGGAAGCAGCAGUUUGGUUCCGGCCGGAUCGACGAGGUUGUUGCGGUGAAUCGGGAUCUCAGCGCGCAAUACGGUAUUCUGUUGCGUUUCUCCGGUGUUCGGUUCAAGGAAGAUGACGACCCUGCCAAGGUGGCCCACCAGCAGCAGCGGGACAACGACGCGAGUGAGCUGGUUUCCAAGCCAUGAUGGGCGCCCUUCGAUCAGGUCCCACCGUGUCAGCCGCACAGGAAAAAAAAUACAAGGCGAGCUGAUGGGCCACUAGGAGGUAUUUGGCCCAUCCGGCUGAUGAAGGGGAAAAUGAGGGGACGCGGCCCAGUGCCAGAACUACUCCCUUUUCUUUUAUAAUUUCCUAGUUUUUUUACCUUUUCCUUAUUUUAAAUUUUCAAAUUUCAUCUUUGAGUUUGAAUAGUUUUCAACCCUUAAUAUUUCAAGUCUUCCAGUUAAGUGCACAACUCAAGAAAAUCCAGCAUGAUGCAUAAUCUAAUAUAUCGAUUAGCAUGUAAAAAGGAGUAUAUAUGCCUUACAAGUAAUGCAUGGGCUAGCAUAAAUCUUAAUUUUGUUUCCCACAUAACUUAUUAAUAUAAUAUCAUUAUGCAUAUACUUAUAGUUAAGUUUUAGGGGUCUACAAUAACCCUCAAUACUAUUGAUGUAAAAUGGCCGUUCACACUCCAGAGAAGGCAAUUCCCAGUACGAGUAUGCUACGCAAUGACAAUUAAUAAGAGCCAAGGACAAACCCUAUCCAGGGUUGGGCUUUACCUCAAGAAACCGGUCUUCACUCAUGGACAACUUUAUGUGGCCGUAUCUAGGACUACAUCCAGAGGUGGCCUUAGAAUCCUGAUUGAGAAUGAGGACGGUUCGUGCGGGGUACAGACUUGAAAUGUGGUGUACCACGAAGUCCUCACUGUCGCUGAAGCGGCUGCCAUACUAGCCACCUAAUUUUUCAUCCAUCUUUUGUGUUGUACAUAGCAAUGAUAUGUAAAUACUCUAGCGCUGCUGCUACUCAGACGAUUGUGUCUCUUUUCAUGCUUGUUAUCUUCGUUUUUUCUUGCUGCGUGUACAUUAUCUUUUGCUUUGAGGUAAAAUUGUUCUACUGAUGUGCAAUACGUAUACUAGCCUUAUCUAUUUCCCUGCUGCUGUAUUCUCUAAUGUUUAUGCCAUUUUUGGGUCAACACUGCAGAUGGGAGACGUGUUGAUUCUAAGCCUGCAGUGUGGGAACCUGUCUGUGACGAUAUGCGUCCGUGUUUCUCGGUUUUGGGACUUUUCUGAUCCUCAGGAUGCUGCAAGGCUGCUACACUGUGAUAUGGUGUUGCUCGAUGAAGAGGGAAAUAGCAUACAUGCUACGAUAUACCCACCCUUCAUAGAGAAAUUCAGGCCACUCAUAAAAGAAGGCAGCGUGUACAACAUGACAUACUUUCGAGUUCGAGCGUCGAACAACUUGUAUAAGCCAGUUCCAAAUGAUAUCAUGAUUACCUUCACGAAUUGGACAAAGUUAGAGCAGGUUAUUGAGAUUCCUCCUGCAUUUCCUACACUUACCUACUCCCUCACUCACAUAGAGCAGAUCCAUUCACGCAUCGACCAUAAAGACUACUAUACAGAUGCCAUUGGGAUAGUUAAUUCAGUCUCGGAUGUUUCGCCACAUCGCUCCAAAGGACAACAAGCUUCUAGCUUGAAGAGGAACAUUUCCAUAUGCAGUGCAAGAGGUGCUUCGGUCAAUGUCGUGUUGUGGGGUGCCCAAGCCACCCUAUUCCCAGGAGAGCGCAUAUACGAAGAUGGGCAGAAUUCCCCACAGAUUGUGCUAUUUGUUGGCACACUCGUCAAAAAAUAUGCAGAUGUGCUUUGUCUGACUGGAAGCUCACCAUGUAAGUGGUACAUCAAUCCAUCCAUUCCUGAGGUAGAAACCCUUACGUCCAGCGCACGCGGUGAUCAUAAACCAGUGAAGUGGAAUGCAACUGUUACUUCGAGCCAGCUUAUAUCUCCUGUUGCUGAGGAGCAAAAGGUGUCGUACAUCAAGUAUCUCCAUCCCUUUGAAAACAAGGGAAAGGAAUUCUUGGUUACAGUCACUAUAAGGAAAAUUGACAGCAAGUGGUGGUAUAACUCGUGCCGAAAAUGCGCCUGCACAGCUGUCACUCACGGAGACUCUUACAAAUGCACAAACCAUGAUUGUGCUAACAUUGUUAUGCCCGUCCAAAGGUAUAAAAUACUUGUCACUGCAGGAGACGAGACAGCUGAUACAGACUUCAUUCUCUUUGGGCACAUGGCUCAAAGAAUUGUCAAAAGGCCUUGCGAUAUGCUCAUAGCGAACACUCCAUCAGGCUUUAUUCCAGACGCAAUCACAAAGCUGCUUGAAAGGACGUUCAUUUGGAACGUUAGCUUCUCUGGGCACACAAUUAACUCUGGAAACGUCUGCUUCCAGGUCAAUGCUACUGUAAAGGAACUAGGCAAUCAAAAUGUUGACAUUUCAACAUCAACCAUAGGGACACACCAGUCUUCGCUUAUGUUCUCACAAGGUGCAAGCAGCAGCAUGGAAGACACUCCUCACAAGACAGACACCUUGCCUUCACCUCUGACACCUUUGACGCCCCAGGGUAGCGUCGCCACUACAAAGUAUUUGGAAACCGUUGACGCUGGAGAUGCUGAGCGUGUGACUACUCAGUCCUCGACAACUAGGAAGAGAUCAUGCUCUUUGCCUGGCAAAUCAAUAGCAAAAAAACUAUUCAUUGCUGACGAUGAGGAAGGAAGCAUCAGUCAGUCCAGUGGAGGUGGUGUUGGUGGAUCCAGUGAUGACAAAGAUAAUUAGGUGCUGGUGUAGGAAUGUGGAACUUUUGCCUUCACAGUUGCAGCCAUGUGUAAUUCAGGGUUAUCAUCUAUUUCUACUUUUCUCAAGUUAUUGUAUAUGUUAGUUGGAUGGGGGAGAUGUGGUACAUACUUUUGUCCGCAACAUCGCUAACGGUUUGCCUACACAAAUCUACCAAGGUUAACUUUGAUCAGGAUGCUACGUCUAUCACACUUUUGAUAUGCUGACGGCCAACGUGAAUCCAUCUCACUUACAAUCGUGCUUGUUACCUUUCCUCCCCUGAUGUUCAUCCUCAGUGACUUGUACUAUGUAGUGGCAGAAGAAAAACCUACUCUUUUGUAUAUAUCAACUGCUUGUUGUUAAACCUUUUGCUACAUUGCACGGCUGCAAAUUGUGCUCUACUUAUUUGUGUGGCUAAAGUCUUUUGGCAACCCACAAAUGCAUUUUAUUCCAUGACUCAC